This is a messenger RNA of Passer montanus (Eurasian tree sparrow), 3107 nucleotides long. It is a transcript of the gene FNDC7, whose product is annotated as fibronectin type III domain containing 7. NCBI's taxonomy places the organism in Eukaryota, Metazoa, Chordata, Aves, Passeriformes, Passeridae. The transcript is spliced from 14 exons. The record is from RefSeq and is a predicted model, not a curated record. The coding region runs from base 169 to 2376 and encodes 735 amino acids. Gene Ontology annotation, molecular function: protein binding.
UUGGUGGCCGCUGUCCAGCUGUGAUCCAGCAGGGAGGAGCGGCCGGCCCAGCGCGACCUGCUGUGUCCCGGGGCUGCGCCUGCAGUGCCAGCACGGCCGGGAACUGAGCAUCGCUGAGCAUCGGGCCCAGCUCGACCCCGCGUGAAGCUGGAACGACGCUCUGGCGAGAUGUGCGGUGCAAAGAGUAAAUCAUUGGCGUUUACUGGAGUGCUUCUCAGCUGCCUAGAAAUGAUAUUUUCUGCAAACACAGCUCCAGAUAUACCUGUUAUUGACCAAGCUUAUUCAAAACUUAGCAACAGUAUCACAGUGGAAUGGAGAGCAGUACCUGGGGCUACUAAUUACAUGCUGACUGCACAAGAUGGAGAUUCCUUUGUUGAAACUAUAGUAAAAAAUUCUCCAGGCACAGUGACAGGACUGAAGCCUGCCACCUUGUACCGAAUCACUGUCAGAUCUAUAAACUCAGGAGGAAAAAGCCAGCCUUCACCUUUCAGAAAAGUAAAAACAGUCCUGGCUGCUCCGAUCCUGUCUGUUCGUUCUCUGAGUUGUGACUCCAUUGCAGUGAGCUGGAAAGCUGUGCAUAUGGCAGCUGGAUUCUCCGUGUCACUUGUGAGAUCAGAUGGUUUGGGCAGAAUGCUGAAGCAGAACACCACCAACACCUCCUUGAUAUUUACAAAUCUAGAUCCAGGAACUCUCUAUACUAUCAAGGCUUAUGCCUGGAAUGCCAAUGGGAUGCCUGGAGAUGAUUUCACAUAUAACCAAAGAACAAGUCCUAAUGCACCAGUGGAUGUUAAAGUAGCUUUCAAUAGUGGUGCUUUAAGAGCUGCUGUCUCUUGGAUGCCAACAGAAGGAGCUGUAACUUACAGUGUCACAGUCUCCAGUGGACUCCUGGAACUGAGGUGUAACACAUCUUCUGCCUCCUGCAUGGUGCCAUCCCUCCAGUGCAGCUCUGAAUAUUAUGUGUCUGUCACAGCAUACAAUGAUGCUGGAUCCAGUGAACCUACGGAUGCAGUAAGCUUAAAAACGAUUCCUUGUGCACCAGUAAACAUAUCAAUUGAGGAGGAUGAACCUGGUCACUUGCUGGUGUCAUGGUCUAGUGUCAGUUUGGGUCAUUAUUAUGUGGUUUUUGUGAAGAGUGAUGAUGGCUUGGAAGUGCACUGCAACACAUCACGUACUCAAUGCCAUUUCCAGUCGGACUGUGGUUUCACGUAUUUCAUUAGUGUCUUUGCAUAUAACAAGGCAGGACAGAGCCCUUUAGGUGAUGUACUCAAUUACACUACUGCUCCUUGUUGCCCAAGUGACUUCAGAGCCGUGUUCAUAUCAAGCGACACGGUGCGGGUCACCUGGGCUCCCGUGCGGGGCGCUGACCUGUACGAGACCCGAGCGGCUGGCGGCAGCGCUGUGCUGCUCUGCAGGGACACGGCCACGGCCUGCACCCUGUCGGCUCUGCAGUGCAGCACCGCCUACACCAUCACCGUGUGCUCCAUCAGCGAGGCCCGCGGCAGCAGCGCCUCGUGUGCGCCCCAGUUUGUGACGACAGCUCCCUGCAGUCCUGAAAUUAAAAAUAUCUCAAAGGAGGGUCUAUCUGUAGUCAGUGUGCAGUGGCAACCUAACAAUGAAGAAGCUGUGUACAUUGUCACUGCCAGAGGAGAGGCUGGACUUUGGCAUUGCACAAGCACCAGGAAUUCCUGUACCCUAAUGGAUCUUCCCUGUGGAUCUGCUUUCUCUGUAAGUGCUAUAGCAAGAUCACCAGCAGGACAGAGCUUACCAAGCUACAGUAUCCCUUUAGAGACAGCUCCUUGUUGCCCUAAUGACCUGAUACUAACUCAAGUGACACAGUCGGUAACCAAUAUCAGCUGGUCUGUUGGGAGGGGUGCACAGACAUAUGUAACAACACUGGAGUCUCCAAAAGGACAGGCAAAGUGUCACACCCUUCAGACCUACUGUCUCCUGGGAUGUAUCACAUGUGGCACCAACUAUACAGUGUCUCUGAGAGCCAUCAGUGAGACGGGUUUGACUUCCAGCUGCACCUUUCAGGGAUAUUCUUCCAGUGCUUGCUGCCCUUCUGGGGUGAAGCUCUACAGACUCAGCAACACUGGCAUCAGGGUGUUCUGGCGAGCUUCUGAUGAAACAAUAAACUACAACGCUGAUUUACGGGGCUCAAAGGGAAAUUUCAGCUGUACCCCCAGCUCGGGUCUGAGUCACUGCGAUAUCACCAAGAUACCUUGUGGGGAUGUCUACACUGUGGUGGUAGCUCCAGUGACCAACAAGGGGCCAAAGCUCACAUUGUGUCCUAAGAAAAUAUAUUCAGUCACCUGUUCUGGAAGCUCUGUUGGAAUGGUUAUUUAUAGAGGAAAGAGCAAUGCAAAACACAUCUAGAUGAAAUUCUGGUUCAGCUAAGGAGCUGGAAAGACACAUCUGUGCUCAAGUGCAACAUUCACAGCUGCUCGAGGACUGGGAGCAGGAAAGCUGAACACCUCGCCCUAUCUCAGACCUAAUCCAGGCAGGACCUUCUCUCACACUCCACAGUAGUUACUUUUUCAGCCAACUUUGAAAGCAAGGUUUAAGGUCAAUGGUUCUACAAACACUUUAACAGAGUCUUUGGAAACUCAUGUGUACAAAAGUAUCCAAAGACAACAGGGUUUCUAGCACUAUUUUCAGCUUAUAAAAACAGACACUACCCAUUGUGGAAAUUGCCUUUGUUCAGCGAACACAUUAGGUGUUAAGUGUCUCAGCCAAUGCUUCAGAUCAUUUGUGCAAAAUCUCAAGGGAACCUAACACUUCAGUAAGUUGCUUGUAGAAUUGUAUGCUGCUUCUUAAAACAUGAUCUUCAUUUAGUCAACAUCAAACAAGUCUUCCUUUAGGAAACAUUAUUUAAAACUGCUCUGCAUUAGUUAAUAGAAAGUUGGUUUUAUUUGUUACUUAAUAAAAAAAAAUAAACCCUUCUUUCUUGAAGGUUCUAUAUCAUUAUUUCUUCUUUGCAAAUAUCAUUGCCAAACACAUUGUCACCACAGUGUAAGUGUUUACCUGGGUUUUUAGAGAUCUAAAGCAAUUGGUUUCUCUUGGAACAAAAUUCAAGCCCUGAACUACUUCUUUUCACCUGAGCAAUU